This is a messenger RNA of Aricia agestis (brown argus), 1001 nucleotides long. RefSeq names its product acyl-CoA Delta(11) desaturase-like. Bases 157 to 930 code for a protein of 257 amino acids. Lineage: Eukaryota; Metazoa; Arthropoda; Insecta; Lepidoptera; Lycaenidae. Gene Ontology annotation, biological process: unsaturated fatty acid biosynthetic process. The transcript is spliced from 6 exons. Gene Ontology annotation, molecular function: stearoyl-CoA 9-desaturase activity; iron ion binding. The record is from RefSeq and is a predicted model, not a curated record. Gene Ontology annotation, cellular component: endoplasmic reticulum membrane.
GAGGCGAUUCGAUUAUUCGAAAAGUCACUCGGAUUCAAGAAUGAGGUGAAAUGGACAAGCGCGAUCGCUAUAAUAGUGUAUCAUAUAGUCGGUGUAUAUUGGUGUCUAAACUAUACUUUCCCGGUGAAAUGGCAGACUGUUGUGUUCGCUGUAAUAAUGUACGUGGCGACGGGGUUCGGAAUAACGGGUGGGGCACACCGGCUGUGGACACAUAGAGCUUAUAAAGCGAAAACCCCCCUCAAGCUGUUCCUGCUUAUGUGCUACGCCAGCGCUGGACAGAACUCUCUAGAACAAUGGGUGCGAGACCACCGCGUACACCACAAGUACAGCGACACAGAUGCGGACCCACACAACGCUAAUCGAGGGCUGUUCUUCUCACACAUAGGCUGGCUGAUGCUGAAGAAAAAUGAGCAGGUACUGUUUCGGGGUAAACAGAUGGACAUGAGCGAUAUUAAAGAGGAUCCCAUAUUGAGAUUUUAUAACAAGUAUUUCACAUACUUCAAGCUACUUUUCUGCUAUAUCCUGCCUCUAACCAUCAGUGUGUGCUGCUGGGGCGAAGACUGGAGGUGCGCUAUAGCCUGGCAAUGGUUCCUACGGUUCCUGAGCAUGUUCCAUAGCGAGCUGACUGUUAAUAGCUUAGCUCAUGCGUAUGGAAACAGGCCUUAUAAUAAGGACAUAAUACCAGCUGAAAACCGCUUCGUCGCAACCUGCACGUUGGGGGAGGGCUGGCAUAACUACCACCACGUGUUCCCCUUCGACUACAAAGCGGCGGAACACUUCGACACGUUCAAUUUCGGCACCAAAUUCAUAGAUAUGUUCCACAAAAUCGGCUGGGCGUACGACUUGAGGAAGGCAACACCGGAAAUGAUUAGCUCCGUAGCGGGGAGACUCGGAGACGGUACGCCUAUACACUUUCCAGCUGAAUACUGAUGUAGCUCUGACUAUAGUAUUAUAGGCAGAGGCAUGAGACGUGAAUAUAUCACAAUGAAGUUUUGUUUCAA